CACAAAGUAGAGGCUAAAAAUCGUGCAAAUCCUAUCCCGGUAAACUCCAAAACCGAUACUAACCCCUAAUCCCUACCUUAAAACUCCGAAGCAGACCCUCGAGAACGCAAUCGAACUCGCAGAGUGAAAUUGACAGCGGAGAACAUGGUAGAAGCAGAUGAACCAGCGGAAAUCGACGUACCAUUGAACCGAAAAAGUAAGUCAAAGAAGCAAAAAACUCGAGCCCGAUACGCCGAAGUAGCCCGUAAUACUGAACCCGCUCAAUUUUCCGGCCCGACAGAAAAAAUCAAUUCUUGUACUACUUCACCAGGAAUCAUAACUUCAAUUUUCGAUUAUUCAGUUGAAAAUCACUUCAAAGCCGUUCAUACAAUAUCCAAACUCUGUGGAGAGCCAGAAAUAAUUGGUUCUAAUAAAACCGAAAUUCAACGAUUCUCCAAUGCUAUUACAUUCUUGAGAGAAUGGAGGCAUUUUUCUUACCCGCCAAGGACCAUAAGAUUUGCUUGUCAAAAAGAGAGAAAUAGUUCCAAGGUUAAAGAUGUAAUAGGUGGGAUUACCUUGCCUCAGUUUUCUGCUGCUACCGUUCCUAAGGAGGCACAGAAUGGGGGAAUGGUUGCAGGUUCUGAAUCAAGCAAAGACUUUGUAAUGUAUGUUGGAGGCAAUGUCUGGGCAGUAGACUGGUGCCCUAGAGCUGACCGUAGUUCUCUCAAUCACAUUAAUUCUGAGUUCGUCGCUGUUGCUGCUCAUCCACCUGAAUCUACAUAUCACAAGAUCGGUGUCCCUUUAACUGGCAGGGGUGUCAUCCAGAUAUGGUGUUUACUUAAUGUCUGUUCAGAAGAUGCACCUUCUCAAGUGAAUAAAAAGCGAAAAUUGGGUACCAAGAAAAAGGAGAGAGUUAAGGCUAAUGAAUCAAUAAAACUGCCAAGGCCAAGAGGGAGACCAAGAAAGAAACCUAUAAAUGAAAAUGUGGAGAAGAUCGACUCAGAUAGCCAAUAUGUGCAAUCUCUUGCAAUUGAAUACCUUGAAGAUAUAUCUGGAUUGUAUUCUGUACAGAGGGCUUCUGCAGAUACAAAUGAACAAGUUGUCAGUGAAUACUCUAGGACAAAACUUGACGAUUCAGUAAAUGCAAAUGCAUUGUUGAUGGCUUCUCAGGUGAAUAAAGAAAAGGAAACAGUUAAGGCCAAUGAAUCGACAAGAUCACAAAGGCCAAGAGGGAGACCACGAAAGAAACCUGUGGAGAAGAUUGAUUCAGAGAGCCAAUAUGUGCAACCUCUGGCAAUUGACUACCCUGAAGAUUCAUCCAUAUUACAUUCUAUAGAGAGCGCUUCUGCAAAUACAAACGAACAUGAUGAUUCAGUUAAUGAAGAUGCAUUAUUGAUGGCUUUUCAGGUGAAUAAAGAAAAGGAAACACUUAAAUCCAACAAUUCAACAAAACCUCAAAGACUACGAAGGAGACCACUAAAGAAACCUGUAAAUGUACCUGUGGAGAAGAUUGAUUCUGAGAGCCAAUAUGUGCAACCUCUUGCAAUUGAGUACCCUGAAGAUUCAUCUAGAUUACAUUCUGUAGAGACGGAUUCCGCAAAUACGAAUGAACAAGUUGUCAGUGGAGACUCUAGAGCAAAACUUGUUGAUUCGGUUAAUGCAGAUGCAUUAUUGUUGGCUUCUCGGGUGAAUAAAAAACCAAAAUUGGGUAUCACUAAAAAGGAAGCAGUUAAGACCAACGAAUCAACAAAAUUGCAAAGGCCAAGAGGAAGAACAAGAAAGAAAUCUACAAAUGAACCUGUGGAGAAGAUUGAUUCAGAUAUCCACUAUGUGGAAGCUCUUGCAAUUGAACAACCUGAAGAUUCAUCAAGAUUACAUUUUGUAGAGAUGGCUUCUGCAAUUUCGAACGAUGUUGCAUUGCCUAGAAUGAUGUUAUGUUUAGCUCAUAACGGAAAAGUUGCAUGGGAUGUGAAGUGGCGACCAUUUAGUGCUCGUGAUUCUGAAUCCAUGCACAGAAUGGGGUAUCUUGCUGUCUUGCUUGGAAAUGGAGCGCUAGAAGUGUGGGAGGUUCCUUUUCCUCGCACAGUUGAACUUAUAUAUCCUGCUUGCCAAAAAGAGGGUACUGAUCCUCGGUUCAUCAAACUGGCACCAGUAUUCAGAUGUUCAACGCUAAAGUGUGGUGAUAGGCAAAGUAUUCCUUUAACCGUGGAGUGGUCUACAUCCGCUCUGCAUGAUAUGAUUCUGGCUGGAUGUCAUGACGGAGUGGUUGCCUUGUGGAAAUUUUCAACGACCGGAUCAUCAACUGACACCAGGCCGCUGCUCUGCUUCAGUGCAGAUACAGUUCCUAUUAGGGCUCUUGCUUGGGCUCCAGUUCAAAGUGAUUCUGAGGGCGCGAAUGUUAUUGUCACUGCUGGUCAUAAAGGCUUAAAGUUUUGGGACAUACGCGACCCAUUCCAUCCAUUGUGGGACCUUAAUCCUGUCCAGGGGGUGAUUUAUAGUUUGGAUUGGCUGCCAGAUCCAAGAUGUAUUAUUGGAUCCGGUGAUGAUGGAUCAAUAUGGGUCCUCAGCUUAGUGAAGGCUGCACAUGAUAUCCCAAUUACUGGAAAACCUUUUUCUGGAACACAGAGACAAGGAUUACACAGUUAUCACUGUGCCUCAUUCCCAAUAUGGAGCAUUCAAGUGUCUCGGCUAACAGGUAUGGUUGCUUAUUGUGGUGAGGAUGGAACUGCCCUUCGUUUCCAGCUGACAACUAGAGCAGUGGAGAAAGAUCCUUCGCGAAAUCGGCCCCUUCAUUUUCUCUCUGGAUCGUUGAUGGAAGAGGAAUCUACUCUUACCGUGGUUAGUCCUUUGACCAACACUCCGGUCCCAAUGAAGAAGUCCCUCGGUGUGUCGGCUGAUGAUGCCCCAAGAAUAAAAAGUGGGCCCUUGGCUUUAUUAAAUCAGGAGGAAGUAGAAAAGGAGCAAACAGCCAUAUGUCAAGCUUCAGACGAAAAAACUUUAGCUCUAUGCUAUGGAAAUGAUCCUGGAACUGAACUUGAACCCAACAACCCAUGCAUCAUUGCCCAGCAGAGUAAGCCAGCAGCAAAAUCAAAAAAGAGCGAUAAGAAUAAGUUGAAAGCCGAUCCGCAAGCUCAAAUAUCUGGAGACGACAUGGGAAAUUUCCCAGGGGAACGAAGUGACAAAGGACAGAUGCGGCAUGAGAUUGAGGUUUUCCCUCCAAAAAUUGUGGCCAUGCAUAAAGUGAGAUGGAAUAUGAAUAAAGGCAGUGAGAGGUGGCUCUGCUAUGGAGGGGCUGCUGGUUUGAUACGAUGUCAGGAGGUCGACAUGUCUACUUAGAUGUUUACAUUAAUCAUAUUUAAAGCUUCUCUAAUCUCUAGCAGUAGAAAACAUGCGUAUCUCUUUACAUGCUUACAGAUCAAGUUUUAUCCCAGUUUGUAUGUUUCAUCCGAGGAAGAACUUGGUUACAUGUCCAUAAAGGUAGUUUUGAGGCAGUUGUAGGAGGUUCUUGCAUGUUGUUUAUUCAUAAUGUUGUAAAAUUAACUAUAAAAUUCGUAUUUAUGUACAAAUCUUAGCUGCUCUAUUAAUAUGGGAAUUUUCACAUGUAAA
Messenger RNA from Olea europaea var. sylvestris, 3585 nucleotides. RefSeq lists its product as uncharacterized. The record is from RefSeq and is a predicted model, not a curated record. The coding region runs from base 145 to 3315 and encodes 1056 amino acids. Lineage: Eukaryota; Viridiplantae; Streptophyta; Magnoliopsida; Lamiales; Oleaceae. Gene Ontology annotation, cellular component: transcription factor TFIIIC complex. Gene Ontology annotation, molecular function: protein binding. The transcript is spliced from 16 exons. Gene Ontology annotation, biological process: transcription by RNA polymerase III.